GUAGGGGAUGGGGGGAGUCACACUCUGAUUCUCCCCCCAGGACUGGAACUCGUUCCUGGAGUCCCUGAGCCGCCUGAGCUUCUGCACUGACAACGGGACGUGGGGGGAGCCAACAACUCCGGCCCCCACCCCCAGGGCUGCCCCCCUUUCACCCAGGCCCCCCCCGGCCCUAUCAGUCUUGGUGGGCCUAACCUUCAACCUCCCUGGGGGAGGGCAACCCAACACCUCCCGCCUGGCUCUGACGGUCACCGGCCACCAGCUGGGACUUGGGGGUCCGGUGCCCCAGCAGCCGAUCCGCAUGGUGGUCGUCACCCCAUGGCCCCCCGGCCACAGCCCCCAGGGCAGCUGCCUGAGCCUGGCAGGCCCCCCCUCUCUGCUGCCUCAGACCAGGGCGCCGCCCCGCUGCAUUAUGGGGGAUCUGGAUGCCCAGCCCCAGGAGGAGCCGGGGUCCUGCUACCAACCUCGCUACCAGCCCGACCUCACUCUGGCCACCAUGCUGAGUUUGGAGGAUCGCCACCUGUGCAGCCAGCGCCUCCUGCUGGCUGGCCUGACCGUGCUGUGCCUCUGCGCCCUGCUGCUGUGCAUGGCCAGCCUGUGCCUGCCGCCCCCCUACGACACCAGGGGGAGGCUCUAGGGGCUGGGAGCAGGCUGGGACCCACGUACCCUGGCCGGGGCGUUCCCAGGGUGGCAGGCGCGGGGGGCCUGUCUGGGACCAAUAAAUGGGUUACGCUGGG
Chelonoidis abingdonii (Abingdon island giant tortoise) is the source of this 734-nucleotide messenger RNA. RefSeq names its product transmembrane protein 219 (gene TMEM219). The record is from RefSeq and is a predicted model, not a curated record. Lineage: Eukaryota; Metazoa; Chordata; Testudines; Testudinidae.